Molecule: messenger RNA, 1177 nt
Organism: Ochotona curzoniae (black-lipped pika)
Lineage: Eukaryota; Metazoa; Chordata; Mammalia; Lagomorpha; Ochotonidae
Gene: GPR33
Product: G protein-coupled receptor 33
Exons: 1
Coding region: 1-1023 (340 amino acids)
Biological process (GO): inflammatory response; phospholipase C-activating G protein-coupled receptor signaling pathway; complement receptor mediated signaling pathway
Cellular component (GO): plasma membrane
Molecular function (GO): G protein-coupled receptor activity; complement receptor activity
Source: RefSeq, a predicted model, not a curated record
AUGGAUCUGAUCAACACUACAGAUUACUUGGUUGAUGACUCUGCAGUAGUAAGAAACAGCACUCACUUCACAGUUCCUGCCAUUAAAGUUGUCAUUGUCCUUCCUUUAUUCAUGACAUUUAUAAUUGGUGCCAUCACCAAUGGCCUCUAUCUGUGGGUGCUAAAAUUCAAAAUGAAAAAAUCGGUCAACACACUCUUAUUUUUUCAUCUGAUUCUCUCAUAUUUUAUUUCAACAUUGAUUUUGCCAUUUAUAGCCACGUCCUUUCUUCAGGACUAUCACUGGAUCUUCGGAAAUGCCUUGUGUAAGAUCUGCAACAGCACUUUGACUGUGGGGAUGUUCGCUUCGGUGCUGUUCCUCUCAGCCAUCAGUCUUGACCGUUAUCUUCUCACACUUCACCCAGUGUGGUGCCAACAGCACCGAACCUCUCGCUGGGCUUUCGGCAUCAUCCUGGCUGUAUGGAUCUCUGCUGUGGCCUCCAGUGUGCCCUAUUUGGUUUUCAGGGAGACAUAUCAUGACCAGCAAGGAAAAGUGAUCUGCAGAAAUAACUACGCUGUGUCUACUGACUGGGAAAGCAGAGAGCUGCAGACAUUAAGGCAAAGGAUCCAUGCCGCCUGUUUCAUCAGCCGCUUCAUACUGGCCUUCCUUCUGCCUUUCUUCUUCAUCAUCUUUUGUUACCAAAGAGUAGCUUGCAAGAUGAAAGAGAGGGGCCUCUUUAAAUCCAGCAAACCCUUCAAAGUCAUGAUGACUGCUGUUAUCUCUUUCUUUAUGUGUUGGAUGCCUUACCAUGUACACCAGGGCUUAAUUCUCACCAAGCAACAGCCACCACUUACAGAGUUGACUCUGACUCUUACAGUGGUGACCACUUCUUUCAAUGCUGUCUUUUCUCCCAUCCUUUAUCUAUUUAGUGGGGAGAACUUCAAAAAUGUUUUUAAGAAAUCGAUUCUUACUCUGUUUGAGUCAACAUUCACUGAGGAUACUUCUGCAGAAAGAACACAAAACCUACACUCAGGAGACAAAAUUUAAAUUCCGAAUUCUCCAGCAAACCUAGACUGUCAGUUACACCACCAGAUACAUGUCCUUGGCUAUUAUAUACUGUGUACCCUAUAUUAGAGAAACAUCAAUACUGUACUAGAGUUAUAUCUGUGGAUAUUAAAACAGCGGAGAGAAAACAAUAGGU